AUGUCCGAAAACACCUCGAUCGAUCAAUUAGCGGACGCCGCUGAUCGUAUUUUCUCGCAACUGGAUAAUCAGACAAUGCCAGUACACAGUGCUGAAGCGACUAGGGACCACAGCUCCUUGGAAAAAACAGUCGAGGAUUUGCAGCGCCAAUGGUCGAAGCCGGUUCCCUUCCCGCCGGCGCUUCAGAAGUCGACCACGCUCGUCAAGUCGGAACAAGGAUGCCCUCCUACUAUGUGUUACUACCACCGACGAUAUGGUCGCCUCUUCUAUGUGACGGAUACACGUAAUAAUUUACGUUUUUGGUUGACACCGGCGCUGCCAUUAGUGUCUUACCCGUGCGUGAGAAAAGCACGUAAACAACCUUCCAGCUCCGCCUACAAGCAGCAAAUGGUUCCAGUAUUAAUCCUUACGGUACGAAGUCCCUUACCUAAACAUAGGGAUGCGACGAGACUUUACUUGAAUUUUACUGUUGCUGACGUCCAGAUGCCGAUAUUAGGUGCCGAUUUCCUGGCGCACUAUGAUCUCGCCGUGCGAAUGAACGACCAUUCCCUGACUGACAACUUAACAAGACUGUGUGUUCUUGGCACUUAUUCUAAACUUACCACCACUGGCAUCACCGUGGCAACGUGCCACAGUAAAGAGUACUUAGACUUAUUGAAUCAGUACCAGGACCUCCUGCGUCCUACUGGAUCUAUUGAUUCAACUAAACAUCAAACACAGCACUUUAUUAAGACCACUGGUCAACCUGUUUUUUCCCGUCCUCGUCGUCUAGCACCUAACAAAUUAAAAUUCGCAAAGAAAGCUUUCGACGACAUGCUACGAGAGGGUGUUAUUCGUCCGUCCGACAGUCCCUACGCUUCCCCUCUUCAUUUGGUACCUAAACCAGGAAAGGAGGACUAUAGAAUUUGUGUGGAUUAUAGAAGAUUGAAUUCCAUCACCGUCCGGGAUCGUUAUCCAAUCCCCCACCUCCACGAUUUCACUUCUGCUGUGACCACACCACCAGUUUCUUCCUCUUUUAUUCAGGACUUACGCCUUAAAAUGGCAAACUUAUGCUAUACACCACCGCGGCACUGCCCGAGUGAUAUCUAUCUACCGCACCAGCUCAAGGACUGCGAAUUUGUAUUUGUACGUAAUGACUCUGUUAAGCGGGCUUUACGCCGGCCUACACAGGCCCAUACCGCGUUCUUAAACGCGCGGACAAAUAUUUCCAAAUACAGAAAGGUAUUCACACCGACAACGUUUCAAUAG
Molecule: messenger RNA, 1248 nt
Organism: Acanthosepion pharaonis
Lineage: Eukaryota; Metazoa; Mollusca; Cephalopoda; Sepiida; Sepiidae
Source: the annotation of a GenBank genome assembly